UUAAGAUCUCAGCUACGAGUCAGUCUGAGCGUCAUCGCUCCCCUUCAGUGCGCCUGCGCCUCCUCUCUUCUCUCACCUUCCUUCCAUAAGUCGGCGCGACUCCGUUCUCCAUCUGACAGCUCACAACGCGUCAUGUUCGGAACCAGACUGCGAGCUUCCCAUCAGCACAGAUAAGGUUCUGGUCCAAGCGUAUACCAAGCGGCUGGGUUGGAGUCCGAACCGCUGCUGGAUUGAGCAUUCUGGAUCACAGGAGGCAUGACGCGCUCUUGAUCCUGGCAGGACGCCUCUCUUUCCCUUCACAUUUCGGAUCCGUUUGGCCUCAUCAUGUCUGUGAGAGAGAAGGGGGUCCUGACCAAAGACAGCGUGAGCUUGUUGCCCUGCUUCUAUUUUGUAGAGCUGCCAAUUCUUGUGUCGUCUGUGGUCAGUCUCUACUUCCUGGAGUGGACAGAUGUGUUCAAGCCAGUUAAGUCUGGAUAUAACUGCCAUGACCGCAGCCUGAGCCUGCCCUACAUUGAUCCUAACCACGAGGUCGUCCCCUUGCUGAUGCUGCUUAGCCUGGCCUUUGCCGGACCAGCCAUCACGAUCAUGAUUGGAGAGGCCAUCUUGUUCUGCUGCCUCUCUCGAAUGAAAAGUGGCGGUGGGACAGAGGCCAACAUCAACGCAGCCGGCUGCAAUUUCAACUCUUUCAUUCGCAGAGCCAUCCGCUUUGUUGGUGUUCACGCAUUUGGCCUUUGUGCGACAGCCCUUAUUACUGACAUCCUGCAACUGAUGACUGGCUACCCAACACCCUACUUUCUCACUGUGUGCAAACCCAACUACACCACACUUAACGUCGGUUGUGACAAGAACCCGUAUGUAAUAGAGGAUAUCUGUUCAGGAGCAGACCCUGCAGCCAUAAACCAGGGGAGAAAAUCCUUCCCAUCUCAGCAUGCUACCUUAGGUUCCUUUGCUGCUGUCUACAUAUCAAUGUAUUUCAACAGCACACUCUCAGACUCGUCCAAGCUGCUUAAGCCUCUGCUAGUCUUCUCUUUUAUAAUGAGUGCCAUCAUUUGUGGUUUGACCAGGAUCAUUCAGUAUAAGAACCACGCUGCUGAUGUUUACCUAGGAUUUCUGAUUGGAGGAGCUAUUGCAGUGUACCUGGGGGUGUAUGCAGUUGGAAAUUUUCAGUCAAGUGAGGAGACCAGCAGCAGUCCUCUUGUCCUUGUGCACCACCCUUCUUGCUCAUUGCCACAUGUAACUCAGGAGGCUGUUUUCCAUCACCUAAAGAUGAAAGGCAGUAUGGCUGGUGAGGCUGGCAUCCCCACCUCCCACUCUGAAAGCCUGCUUCACAGAGGCCUUCAGCAGCAGAGGCCUGAAGAAAGCCUAAAGCGCUCCAAUACUAAUGUGGAAGUGAUGUCACCUUGCAGUCCCCAGAACAAAGACGCCAUAAUGACUUUUAGCCACACGCUCCCUCGGGUUCACACCCCUCAGGCCAUAGCAGCAUAUGAAGAAGCCGCCAGACGCCAUGCUGCCACUCUCCACCAUGCGUCCAUGGACUCUAGUCGCUCAAAGCAGCUUUUGUCUCAAUGGAAAAGCAAGAACAACAACCAUAAAUGCUCAAUGAUAUGCCCAGACUCCUUCUCCUCCUCUGUAGACUCAUCCUCUGGCCACACCGCCCACCUUCCACAUCAUGGCAGCAUCGAGCUCCGGUCCAGCUCUGAACCAUCAACUGUGGGCAUAAAUGGGGGCCUUGAUGCCAGUACAUACAUGUCCAAGCUGCCUACUGGUGUUAGUACCACCCUGCCCAGUAAUUGCAGUGGAAUCACUGGAGGGUCCAGAAUGUUAAUGCAGUCUAGACCUGGGUCUUCACAGCUGGUGCACAUACCAGAGGAAGCUCAUGAAAAUUACAACACCCCCUCCCAAAGGACAGUGGGGGAAGGAGGUGGAAGUGACAUAACGAUCAACAGUACAGUUCAGGCUAACUGGCAAAGAGCAGCCGAGAAGACUGGAAAUAUUCAGAACACCCAGCCACGAAUCAUGCAAGUGAUUGCUAUGUCCAAGCAGCAGGGUCUACUUCAAACCCAUUCCAAAAGCUUAGACGAAAGCAGUAUGGGUUUCAAUGAUAAUGGAAGUUGCCAGGGUAGUUUGCGUUACAGGGCACUCACCAAUCAAGACCCUAUCAGCACCACAGGGCCCAGCUCACUGGUCAGCACAACUGCUAGCAUUUCAGGAAGCACUGGAGCAAUUGUCAGAGUAGAGGCUCACCCUGAAAAUAACAGACCAGUGAUUCAAGCUCCGUCCACAGAUGGAAGUGGAUCCUGGAGGUGGCGGUCACUGGAUCAUGGCAAUGGAGUUAGUGGAAAUGCAGGUACUGGUUAUGUUAGUAGUGGGUCUGGUCCUGGGAGUCUCAGGCAGACUGUUGAGCACAAUGAUCAAAGCGUCGACUCAGAGAGUUCAGACUCAGUACGUGAAGGAUCAGUUGAUCGAAAGCAUGGCAAUCAUAUUAUUACCACAACCUCUACAGUUGGGACCCCAUCCGUAGUCACUGUUCACACACAGAACACUGGCCAGUCAGAGCAGAGGCUCCAUCCUCCAAGCCUUUCCACCAUAAGGGUUACUCCAGGUGAUGGAUGUGGUUCUGGUUCUGGAGCUGGAGGAGGUGGUGUUGGAGCAGGAAGUGGUAUCAUAGGUGUAGAGACUGCUUCAGAAAUCCCCUCAGUUGCUUCUAGUCGUGAGUCAACACUGCGAAGAAAAAGCAAUAAUAUUAUCCUGAUCCCAGAGAGAGCCAACAGUCCUGAUAACGCUAGGAACAUUUUCUACAAGGGAACAUCAAUUACUCCUACUUUCAAGGAGUAAAACAUGACAUGACCAGACAGCCAUUUGAAGGAAGCUAAGAGGUGUAUUUUCAAAAAAUAAGUAUUUAAAUUCGAUGGAAGUUUUUAUGUAGCAUGGUUCUUGUACACGUUUACACUGAAGCACAACAGUUCAUGUGUUGUAAAAAUAAUCACUGUGUAUUUUUUGUGGUCACUCUUUAGGAAACCUUUUUAUACAGACAUGUUUUGGACUAAAUACAAACACCAAAAAGAAAAAAAAACUAAGUGUGAGGCUCACAUUUAGACAAAAUUAUUGUUUCAUAGCUGAGAAACCAAUGUUUACUUCCCUACAUUGUAAAUACUUUGUAUACUUGAAAGUGGUGCUACACCAGCCAAAACUAUUUACGUGACAUGAAGCAUUCUGCAUUAUCUAAAUACACCAACAAUUAUUUUACAAAGAUUUACAACUAUGGCAAGAAGGUUUUUAUGAUGCAACUUUCCUGUAGAUAAUCCAUCUUUAACAGAAUACUGUUGGAACCAUAAGUGAGCUUAGCAUUUAACAUGUAGCUACAAAGACAAAUUAGCUGAAACUUGCACUAUGUUUACUAUGUACCAUUAUAUAUAUCUGUAUAUAUAGAUAUAUAUGUAUAUAUAUAUAUGUAUAUAGAUAUAUAUAUAUAUAUCUAUAUAUAU
Molecule: messenger RNA, 3485 nt
Organism: Girardinichthys multiradiatus
Lineage: Eukaryota; Metazoa; Chordata; Actinopteri; Cyprinodontiformes; Goodeidae
Gene: plppr4b
Product: phospholipid phosphatase-related protein type 4
Exons: 7
Coding region: 325-2835 (836 amino acids)
Biological process (GO): axonogenesis; phospholipid dephosphorylation; signal transduction
Molecular function (GO): phosphatidate phosphatase activity
Source: RefSeq, a predicted model, not a curated record